Messenger RNA from Fundulus heteroclitus (mummichog), 797 nucleotides. RefSeq names its product coiled-coil domain containing 58 (gene mix23). The transcript has 5 exons. Lineage: Eukaryota; Metazoa; Chordata; Actinopteri; Cyprinodontiformes; Fundulidae. The coding region runs from base 86 to 517 and encodes 143 amino acids. Gene Ontology annotation, cellular component: mitochondrion; mitochondrial intermembrane space. The record is from RefSeq and is a predicted model, not a curated record.
ACGAAGCGAAUUAAGCGACUUUCCGUUCAGGCACUGUUUUGAACAGCCGUCUCGACUGGCGCUGUGAAGGACCCUACAGUCCAAUAUGGCGGCGCCCGAUGAGACUUUAAACUGUGAGGACUUUUCCAUGUUUCAGGAGGGGUUGAAGGCGAUGCGCACCAUAGACGACCGCAUCGUCCACGGCCUGAACACUACAGUGCCCACGGCGUCCUUCUCGGGAAAGGUGGACGCCACGCAGACCUGCAAAGAACUUUAUGAGUCGUUGAUGAAGGCUCAUCUGAGUAGAGACAAAGCCAUCAAGGCCUGUAUAGCCCAGAAAUCCGAGGUGGUGGCGAAGCUGCGGGAAGAGCGAGGAAAGGACAGCGAGGAUCUGAAACUGCUCAAACAGCUUCGAAAGGAGCAGACCAACUUAAAGCUCAUGCAGUCGGAGCUGAACGUUGAAGAAGUUGUCAACGAUAGAAGUCUGAAGGUUUUCCUUGAACGAUGCAGAAUCCACUACCUGCCUCCAAAGGUGUAGUGCAGAUCCCUCUGAGGAAAUUGAGCCUCUUCGCUCUGCGUUUGAACCCAGGCUGGAGCUGAGCGCGUGGCAGCUGCUGCUGCUGCUGCUGCAGAGAACCGACCGCGGGACGCUCGUCCGAGACCAGACCAAUCAGACCUCCUCUCCACUUCACCCGUUUUCAGUGUCAUUAUUGAAAAGCAGAACGAUUGCUGUAAGAGUCAUCUUUGUUAUUCACAAGGAGUAUUGUACAAAAGCUUUUUUUAAAAAAAACAAAAGAUAAUGAACUGUUUUCAAAUGA